This is a messenger RNA of Plectropomus leopardus (leopard coralgrouper), 2177 nucleotides long. Lineage: Eukaryota; Metazoa; Chordata; Actinopteri; Perciformes; Serranidae. The record is from RefSeq and is a predicted model, not a curated record.
UCUUCCCUUCAUGACCAAUUACGUGUUCCACUGUAACGUGUGCCAUCACAGCGGCAACACGUACUUCCUCAGGAAACAAGCAAACUUGAAGGAGAUGUGUCUCACAGCGCUCGCUAACCUGACAUGGCGGUCCAGAACGCAAGACGAACACCCAAAAACGAUGUUCUCCAAAGACAAGGAUAUCAUCCCCUUCAUUGACAAGUACUGGGAGUGCAUGACAACUCGUCAGAGACCGGGGAAGCUCACCUGGCCCAACAACAUCGUGAAGACGAUGAGUAAAGAGCGAGACGUCUUCCUGGUGAAGGAACACCCCGACCCCGGCAGCAAAGACCUAGAGGAGGAGUACCCCAAAUUUGGCCUGUUGGAUCAGGACCUGGGAAACAUCGGACCGUCGUACGACACACAGAAACAGACCACUGCCGCUCCCGCUGCCGGAGGACUCAACGGUGCUUUGGCUCCUGGCCGAAAAGGAAGAGGGGCCAAACGUAAACAGCAGCAGCAGCAGGAAGGCACAGCUGCAGGAGCCACUAAGAGAACCAGAAGCGACCCUCUGUUCUCGGCCCAGCGCCUGCCUCCUCACGGUUACCCCUUGGAGCACCCGUUUAACAAAGACGGGUACCGUUACAUCCUGGCAGAGCCGGAUCCUCACGCUCCGGAUCCGGAGAAGCUGGAACUGGACUGCUGGGCCGGAAAACCCAUUCCUGGUGAUCUGUACAGGGCCUGUCUGUACGAGAGGGUGCUGCUGGCCCUACACGACAGAGCGCCUCAGCUGAAGAUCUCUGACGACCGCCUGACUGUGACCGGGGAGAAGGGCUACUCCAUGGUGCGAGCCUCGCACGGCGUGCGGAAAGGCUCGUGGUACUUUGAGGUCACGGUCGAUGACAUGCCUGCAGAGACGGCGGCUCGGCUCGGCUGGUCUCAACCGCUCGGCAACCUUCAGGCGCCUCUGGGUUACGACAAGUUCAGCUACUCGUGGCGCAGCAAGAAGGGCACGCGCUUCCACCAGUCGAUAGGAAAGCAUUACUCCUCGGCCUACGGCCAGGGAGACACGCUGGGCUUCUUCAUCGAGCUGCCUGACAAUACAGAGACCGCCAAGGCUCUGCCGGACACGUACAAGGACAAGGCUCUUAUUAAGUUCAAGAGCUACCUGUACUUUGAGGAAAAGGACUAUGUGGACAAAGCAGAAAAAAGCUUGAAGUCAAUGAGCCCCAGCAGGAUGAUCUUCUAUAAAAACGGAGUGAGCCAAGGUGUCGCCUUUGAAAACCUGUUUGAAGGCAUGUACUUUCCCGCCAUCUCACUCUACAAGAGCUGCACGGUGUCAGUUAAUUUUGGGCCACAUUUCAAACACCCUCCGAAGGACCUCAAGUACCAGCCGAUGAGCGACAUGGGCUGGGGCGCCGUGAUCGAACACACUCUGGCCGACAUGCUGUACCACGUGGAGACGGAUGUGGACGGACGGCGCAGCCCUCCGUGGGAAGGCUGAACACAGCUCGAUACUCAGUACGCUCACACGCCCCAGUCAAAACAUCGAUCAGCCUCUGACCGUAAAAUCAAACACCACAUGCUGCAGUAGCACAAAAAAAAGUUAUGGCUGAUUUGCAACGUAAGUUUUGGAAGACCUCAAAUACGCUCUAAAAACGACAACACCAAGCUGAAAGUGAAUGGCUGCGUAUUAUUUUUUGUUAGCGUGCCAUCUGCAGACAUUCCUCUCUGAACAUCUGACGACUGAAUCGACUUAUUUUUGGUGCUCUGCUCUAAAAUCUGUAUAUUUUGAAGUUUUGCGGUAGAGACUCAUCAUGUUGAACCUCUGAUGUUCUGCAUGUCGUCGCGGCCAAACAGACCGACACCGACACGUCACCUGUAGACGAGAGCUGAUUCUCAAGUCUUUAGUGGAUUCAGUGGUUUUUUUGCUAAAUUUAUUUGUUUUACAAUGUGUGUCAGUUAUUUACUGUUUUAUACUCUGGGUUAAAUAAAUAAAAAAUGCUACAUGGACAAGGUGAAACUCAUUCAUGAAAUUUGGAUUUCAAACGAAGAAAUUUCACUUCAAACUUUUGUUACUGAUGUUUUUUUGCUUGUACAUCUUUAAAAGUAAAUAGGGCUGCAAGAAACGUUUUUACCCUUUUCCACAAAAAUUAGUAUAAAAAUCCACAGAAAUUAGGCCAAAUUAGACUCCUUUC